AUGGCUCCAAUCAAGAAGAGUCCACACGUCAAGCCAGCUACGCGCAAGCUUACACGGGACGGCAAAAUCAAGGAUUACUUCCGAGUCGUUCCGAAAGAACCUCCUGUCUCUGCUUCGGCUUCUGUUCCUGCACAGCUUUCUGUUUUCGCAAAACCUUUCGUUCCUGCAAAGCCUGCUGUUCACGCAAAGCCUCCUGUUCCUGCAAAGUCCACAAACGUCAGAAUCGAUGAACACCAGGACCGAUCAGAUGUUGGUGCAGCGACGAAGGGGCCGUCGAAACCCAAACACGAAGAGCUGCAUUAUGUUGGGUUCGGGCAGACCGAUCUCGAGCGCAUAGGAAGAGCUAUGCUCGUCGAGUAUCAGAACGAGACUCAGCUCGCUUGGUGGGCCACAGACUUGACCUAUUUCGACCGCUUAUCAGAAACUCUCCUCCUCCAGUAUGAGAAGGAGAUGGUCAAGCUUCUCGAGAAUAGGAGAGCGACGAAAUAUGCCCGGUCUUGGUCCAACCCGGGAUCGACACGUAAAAAGAAACAAGAUGCCGAUGUGGAAACGCGAAUCGAGUUUGAGCGCGAACAAAAGGCUAUCAUCGCCAAGUAUGAGACGAAGAUGAUCCAGCUCAUCGAAAACAAGGAGGCGGUGGAAGAUCUUCUGGGAAGAGAAAUCCACUAUCAAAACGACGUUUUACGAGCUUAUAUCAAUCUGAAAGAGAAGCUGCGUACUCGGAACGAUAACAACGGCAAUGUUGCUCUGCAGGGUCCACAACCGCCGGCCUACAUUCGCGGAGAAUAUACACUUUAUUCUGAUGACAUGUUGCGAGAAGGGAUUGAGCAGAGGCCACACUGGUUCAAAGGGGAUGUCUUGCGCUACUGGCGCACUGGUACCUUACGACUGGGACAACGUUGGGGAGACGGUAUAGGUCCUGGCGCUGAAGUCGAACUGGCCAAAAACGCCCACCGUAUAACUUUUACAUAUACUGCUCCAGAACAUCCGUCGACGCAGUCGCAGUCUUGUGCAGCUUAUUGGCACAGUAAUAAUGUCACAGCAGAGGCUGAAAUUUGGUUCUUGGAUGGCGCACAUCUGUUGUUAGACAUCGCGGAUAUCUCUGGUGAAACAAUCCACCUUCAUGGAAUUCUGGAGAGGGACGAGGAGGAGAUGUCAGAAUGGUGGCCGGGAAUGCCGGAAUGGAAGCCGCAACCUCAUUACAAAACACCGUACAACCCUGUCUUACCCCAAGGCCGGACUCGAUAUCUCGCACCUACUGCGGCCACCGGACAGGACGUCCGCUGUCAAUAA
Messenger RNA from Alternaria viburni, 1293 nucleotides. RefSeq lists its product as uncharacterized. The transcript is spliced from 2 exons. Lineage: Eukaryota; Fungi; Ascomycota; Dothideomycetes; Pleosporales; Pleosporaceae. The record is from RefSeq and is a predicted model, not a curated record. Bases 1 to 1293 code for a protein of 430 amino acids.